Lichtheimia ornata is the source of this 936-nucleotide messenger RNA. RefSeq lists its product as uncharacterized. NCBI's taxonomy places the organism in Eukaryota, Fungi, Mucoromycota, Mucoromycetes, Mucorales, Lichtheimiaceae. The transcript is spliced from 2 exons. The record is from RefSeq and is a predicted model, not a curated record. Gene Ontology annotation, molecular function: mRNA binding. Bases 1 to 936 code for a protein of 311 amino acids.
AUGAGUUCAGCAAAGGACGCCUCAUCGUCUUCCGAUCCCAACCAUACAGCCACGGAUGCCAAUGCUGCAGCUACAGCUGAUGCUUCUUCUUAUUACGAUCCCUAUUAUUACUCGGGCUACGAUUAUAGCAGCUAUUACAACUACGAUCCGUCAACGUACGAUGCAUCUUCUGCCUACUAUGAUCCCAACUAUUAUGCACAGUAUUACAACACAGCCGGCAAUACGACGACGAGUACAGUUCCUUCGGUACCUAUUCAACCUGUAGCAGCCAUGGAUGUCGCGUCUCAACAAUCCACUUAUAUGCCACAAGCCAAUGUAGGUGUUGCUGCUUCAUCCGCUGCUGCUGCCGCUGCCGCUGCCGCUGCUGCCCAUGCUGCUGCCCAUGCUGCUGCAUCAGCCGGUGCCACAGGAUCCCCAUCAUCACCCGCAGCCAAAGGAGGAGCAGGUGGACCUAUUCAUGUAUCAACAUCUGGCUAUGCAGGACCCAAUGCCAAACCCAAAGAAGAAGAUGCUACCAGCAACAGCAAGAAAAAGGGCAAAAAGAAAUCAGCACCAGCCGCCACUGUACGUGCAGCAGGUGGUGAAGUAUGGGAAGAUCCAACAUUACAGGAUUGGGACGAUAACGAUUAUCGAUUGUUUGCAGGCGAUUUGGGUAAUGAGGUGACCGAUGAAUUGCUCUUCAAGGCAUUCUCCAAAUACACCAGUCUCCAACGUACGCGUGUGGUCCGGGAUAAACGUACAGGCAAAACGCGUGGCUAUGGCUUUUUGAGUUUCAGAGAUCCCAAUGAUUUUGUCAAGGCAUGGAGAGAAAUGAAUGGUAAAUACGUUGGCAAUCGACCCAUCAAGUUACGAAAGAGCUCAUGGAAGGAACGUAAUAUCGAUGUACGAGCACGCAAGGAACGUGAACGAUUAGGACCUUAUCCAAAGAUCAAAUAA